Hypomesus transpacificus is the source of this 5806-nucleotide messenger RNA. RefSeq names its product NMDA receptor synaptonuclear signaling and neuronal migration factor b (gene nsmfb). The coding region runs from base 179 to 1990 and encodes 603 amino acids. The record is from RefSeq and is a predicted model, not a curated record. Gene Ontology annotation, cellular component: cytoplasm; nucleus. NCBI's taxonomy places the organism in Eukaryota, Metazoa, Chordata, Actinopteri, Osmeriformes, Osmeridae. Gene Ontology annotation, biological process: positive regulation of neuron migration; regulation of neuronal synaptic plasticity. The transcript has 18 exons.
GCAAAAUUCAAGUCAAAAUGACAGCAGCGGUGUCUGCCGAUAUCAGAGUUGAGGAACUUCUCCAAGCUCGAUUUUAUUCAAAAAAGGAGUUAAUAGCAAGAGGGAGGUCUACGCCAGACUUAGAUGGACUACUGCAGCAAAAGGGACAACAUGUUUUCGAUCUUUUCAAACAGACUGCAUGGGAACUGCAGUGUCCAAAAGGAAGAAUUUAAAGAACGAUGCGAUAUCUUCUGUGGCUGCAAAAGUUAGAGCAGCCAGAGCUUUCGGAGAGUAUCUGUCUCACACACAUCCAGAGAACCGCAACGGGUCAGAUCAUCUGUUGUCUGACACUUUCAUCGGCCAGGACACAGAGUCCCCUGACAUCAGCCGCCUCCACAACAAUAGCCUGUCUCCCCAGAGUCGGUUUGAGCCAGUAGCCAAGACCAUCCAGCCCCAGGCCCAAGCCCCGACCCAGGCUCGGCUCCAUCCCCAGCCCCAACUCCCUCCACUGCCCAGUGGUCUCCAGGCCUCAGCCCCCUCCAAGCGCCGGCUCUCCGUGGAACGCAGCUUCUCCUGUGAGGAGCAGCCUGUUCCCAGGUGCCCAGAGGUCAGCGUGAAGCCAGCGCGGGUCUACACUAUCACCAGAGAAGGAGGCAUGCUGGGAGGCCGUGGCAGCGCCAACAGCCUGGAGUUGGAGAUGCUGAAGGGCUCCAGGGAGGGGCCUUUAUCUCAAACGGCCAAUCAACAGCCCCGCAACCACCAUCGGGGAACCAACUCCCGUGGCAACCAUCACCAUGGAGCCCACAAUGGGUCGUCCCAGUCUCAGCCACUCCAGAGCUCAGGCAGCGCACAAAACAUCCGGGACUGGGGGGUGAGGAGAGGGGGGUCCCGAGAGGACUGCAGCCCGGAUUGUGUGACAUGCAUCCGGGCUCCGUGUCAGAGCCAGCGAUCCCUGGACCUGGACACCUCUCCUCGGGAUGGAGGGAAGCAACUCAAGAAGCUGGAGAGGAUGUACAGCGAGGACCGGUGCUCCACCGAGGACAGGGAUGACAAUCCUAAUAGCUGGUUUCCGAAAGAGAACAUGUUCAGCUUCCAGACAGCAACCACCACCAUGCAGGCAAUAUCGGCUUUCCGGGGCAUUGCCGAGAAAAAGAGGAGGAAAAGGGAACAGGAGGCAACUGCCACCAUGGAGAGAAAUUUCCGGAAACACCUCAGAAUGGUGGGCAGUCGCAGGAUCAAGGUUCAGACAUUCGCCGAACGCCGUGCCAAGAGUUUCAGCCGUUCCUGGAGUGACCCCACCCCCAUCAAGCCUGACUCUCUCCAUGACUCCAGAGACAGUGGGGACCUGCAGGCCUCCUCAGGGACAUUAGAUGAAGAGCUGUGCGAAGACACCGACUGGGAAGAAGAGAGAGAGGCGGAGCAAGCAGCGUGCCAAGGAGACGACUUCAUCCCUCCCAAAAUCAUGCUGAUAUCUUCCAAAGUGCCCAAGGCAGAGUAUGUUCCUAAUAUAAUCCGAAGGGAUGACCCCUCCAUCAUCCCAAUCCUCUAUGAUCACGAACACGCUACAUUUGAUGAUAUUAUUGAGGAGAUAGAGAAGAAGCUGGCUGCCUAUAGGAAAGGCUGUAGAAUCUGGAACAUGCUCAUCUUCUGUCAGGGCGGGCCAGGACACUUAUACCUGCUCAAGAACAAAGUUGCCACUUUUGCCAAGGUGGAAAAGGAGGAAGACAUGACUCAGUUUUGGAAGAGAAUCAGCAGGCUGAUGAGCAAGCUGAACCCUGAACCCAACCUCAUCCACAUCAUGGGCUGCUAUGUCCUUGGGAGCGCCAAUGGAGAAAAGCUUAUUCAAAAUCUGAAGAAGAUGAUGAGGCCGUACUCCAUUGAGUUUAAGUCCCCACUGGAACUGUCUGCACAGGGUAAGGAGAUGAUCGAGAUGUACUUUGACUUCCGUCUCUUCCGCCUGUGGAAAACUCGCCAACACUCCAAGCUCCUUGACUACGACGACCUUUUGUGACGCGUCUGACCCUAGUUGAGCCAAUUGGCGGUUAGCUUCUAUCUCAUCCUUUAAAAGCCUACGUUUGGGGCGUUGCUUGAGAUGGCCUGAGCAGAAGUGUUCUGUACUCUGCUCAACCUACCAGACACGGUUCAGCCACUAUAGCUUUGUUCAGGUGAUUUGGGGCACUCGACUUUUCGGGUGUGAAGCCAAGUGGGUGACUGUGUUUGCGACGGUGGCAAGGUGUACAUUUCCCCAUUAUUUUUCAACCUUCACUGAUCUCCUCGGCAGAUAGCGGAGACGGAGGGAGGGAGGGGAGAGAGAAGUUGAGAGACUCUUCAUUUAGCCUACAUGUGUCAGGAGACGCUAAAUAGAGUUAGGUUUUGCAUUUGCUUUGAGGUGAGGCGGAAGAGAGGGAGGCGAGAGCUUCCUGUACAAAGAUGGAAGAUAUUUUUAUGAGGAAAAAAGAUGGUGGGCGAUUCCCCAUAGCUUACCUGUCUACAGUUUGAGGAAGGAAGCAAUGGAUGAAGAGUGAUUUCCAAGGUCUAGAACUAGGUCACUCCUAGAAAACUAGAUAUGUAUUUAACAUACUUGACAGAGCAUUAGUGAAUAGAUUUUCAACAUCUACACAUAUUUCACAUGAAAGGUUGGUAUUUAAUUUUCAAAUAAUUUACAGAAUAUCUAUUAUAGAAACACUUUUAUUUUUCACUAACUGUAUCUGUUUUGUAUUUGGACUGUUGGAUUAACUCAGGUUAAUGUUAUCCCAUAUUUGUUACUGAGCUUUCCACCACACCAUUAUAAUGGAACACAAGAGAAUUUGUCUCUGGGUGUCUCCAUCUCAUUGGGGAUCUCAGGAUGGAGGUCGGGAAAAUUCAAUACAUGUAUCACUACAUACAGUACAUCUGUGUGAGUUUCUUAGAUGUUCCAUAGACUAGGUCAACUGUAGCCUUUUUUUCUCAUUAGCCAUUUUAAUCUUAUCUCCUUUGCAAGGAGAUACAGACUUUUUAAUAGAUAUCUUGAGCUCUGAGGGAUUGGUUGUAAUCCCUUUCAGAAUUUUGUACUAUACUAAUAAAUACUUAGACUUAAUAUAUAUGACAGUGCAACCCUUUUUACUAUAACCAGGCUAUAAUAAGGAGACAGCAGCUGUAAUAGGUGGCUAAUAUAGUCUCUCACUGCGUCGGUAGUGUAGCUAUGCUUCUAUACGUUGUUCAUAAUCCUAAAUUAUUCCUAUUACUACUUUAUACUUCAGUCCAGCCUGAUGUCUUUGCUUCCUUUUUGGAAUACCAUAUGCACAGUGUCUGACGGACUUAACAGCAAACUCAAAGAUAACAGAUAUAAUACAAUAUUAAUGUAAGCCUUUGAAACAACAACAAACUGUAGAGAGAGAAGGAGUUAUCUUAUUCUGUUAUAUACCUACUGUCCUACUUUGCUUAAACACAUCCUCAUGAAACCCACACCCCAGAUCUCUUAUCUCCUGAUACUGUAAUUGUGUUGUUUAUAUGUAACUGUUGAGUCCCAACUGAUGCUAGUGUUUCAGUUGGGGAUGGAGUGGGUGUGAUGCAUUUAUAUGUAACAUGGAUAGGAGGGACUCUCAUGACAGCUUGAUUGCUGUGAGAGUUUGCUUAAGGGUUAGACUAACACAAUUAAGAGUGCUAUUUUCUCAUUUCCCCUCUAAAGUGUUCCACUAAAACAAAUAAGAGUACAACGAUUCUUCAUUUGCUUGUGCCUGCCUAUGCUUGUGUGUGCCAGUGUUUUUGUGUGCCAGUGUAUCAACAGUAAUGUUGCUGCUGCAAGGGCACUGAACUAUGAGGGUUGUGUGUCUGGGUUUAUUCUCAUCUGAGGGGAUCAGAGAAAGACAUCUUGUGUUGAGCUUGUUUUCAUGCACCAAUGUGGAUAUGGAAAAUGAUAGAGAAGCAGAGAGCAAAGGGAACAUAAACUUUGUAUUCUGUAUUUUCAACCAAUUUAAUUUAAAUGUAAUAACAACAUUUUGUUAUUAUUAAGAAGCAGUAAUCGCAUACGAUUUCACACAACUGAAAAAAAAACAAUUCUACUUUCUCCAGUCUUUAUCGAGGUGUCCAUUUGAGAUUUGAAGUUUGUGUUUCUUUCCUACUCUGUUUUGUCAAACAAGCUUUUUUUUUAAAUAAUUGUUCAAUUAUAAGUGUUUUUUCAGUUAGCCAGUAAUGUAGCACUUUUUUAAUUGACAUUUUCAACACGCUGUCAGUAUUUGUGUGAUAGGGUCAGAAGACCACAUGCACAGUCCACACAGCCCUGUGCAAAUGUUUGCAGGCUAGCUACAAUAACUAUGUACUUGUUUUACACAAGGCUGUGGUUAUUUAUGCUACUAUAUAUAUAUAUGUGUGUGUGUGUGUGUGUGUGUCAGUUAGACUCGUUAUCUCCCAAUUUAUCCCCUGUAGCAAUAUAUAGUGUAAUGUUUCUUGUACAGUUUUAGAAACACUCUUUUACUUUGCCUUGUUUUGAAAGCUAACAAGACAGUUCUUGUGACCUCCAUACUUGGGAAUGGAACAUUUGAGGUGAAGUACUGAAGAUGGGAGUGCAUCUUUGCAACUCUCACAACAAAGAACGCAAUAUCUGUGUAGUCUAAAUACAAUUCCUGCUUCCUCUUCUGCACACAGCUGAUUUUUACUCAUCUCUGUCUAAAGGAAAAACCCAGACAAAUUAAGAGUUAACGUGUCAAGUCAUUAAUACAGUAGUUAGCAAAUUAACAACAUAAUUUAUUUUGUUUUAUUAUAGAAUUAGAUAGUAAUUGAAAAGCUUAUCACUUCAUCAUAGAUUCAUGGUGUUUGGCUACAGAGGGUUAAUACUGUAUAUGUACAGUGAAUUCACCUUAUGUCAUUAACCUCUCCCUCACUCCUUGGCAUUAUGUUGAUGUAUUUUUUUAAUUUAUAUGAAAAUCCACAUACUGUGGUGUUAACGGAGGAAGAAGCAGAAGACUGAAAAUGUAUGAUUUGAGGACACCAGGGAAGAUAGCCAACACAUUAACAGCAUCGUCAGCUGGCUAGGACAUCUCUGCUGGGUCUCUCUGGCCCUGAUAGAGCUGAAGGAGAGGAGGAGGACAUUCUGCUAAUAAGUAGCCUGUCCUCGCCAUACACGCAGAUAAGAUUGAAUCCAUUACACUAGACCUGGCCAAACAACCGAAGCACUCUGCUCUGAGUUUGGCUUAUAAUCCUAGGCCAAUGAAGCUGAUAAUUCCAAUUUCUAUAAUUACACAAAUCAAAAAAACACAUACUGAAUUCAAUCAAUACGAAACGUUCUAGUCAGCAAUGUGCAAAUAAGACAUUUACAUCCACUUCCUUUGAGUGAAAAAAAUGUGUCUGUCCCCUGUGGCUCCAUCAGUGUAUCUCAAAAGAUUGCCUUGUGCUCUCUGGUGAGGAUGAUUGAGUUUGAUGAUGAUUGAUUGACGCUGCUUUGAUUGCACUGACGCCUUGUCGGGUGAUGAUUGUAUUUUUGGAAGAAGGGAGACUCUUAUAUUGUGUAGCCAUGAUCUUACUUUUACUGCAAAGUUAUUAACAGAGAAUUUGAUUUUCCAUUGCAUACUACAAAUUAAAACUACUUUUACGAAAAUAUAAACCUUUAGUGAGGUUACUGUAAAUCUCCAAAUGUCUUAAUCAAAGUAUUAUUUUAAUAUUAUAAUUAUGAUAGAGAUGAUUAUAAUGUCCUUCCUAUGAUUUUGAUACAGGACAUAAAAACUGGUGAUGUUCCUUUACUUAGAAUAACAAUGUACUAUGUAUGAGACUUUGAAUUCCAGGUGGCAACUUGAUGUUCAUUCAUUUAUACCAACAGUGCAGGAUGUUUUCCACUGUCCAAUAAUGGUGAUAG